CUCUGUUGCUGCAAGUGGAUAGUAUUGGAAUCGGUCAGUAUCGCGUCAGUAGCAGUUCGUCGCCAGUGUAUGCGGAUGUGGUAGGGUCAGUGCACCACGCGUGUGAGAAAAGUUAACUUGGAGAUGCCGAAAAGGACGAUACAGUCUGGUUGCUGAGUGCUGCAGUGAGACCUGGUGGUGGAGUUUGCUGAGCGCGAGCGACUUUUAAAGGGAAGCACAAAAAAGUAAGAGACGGAGAGUUGCUGUUGAGCAGCAAAACUUUGUUGGGUGACAGAGAGCAGGUUUGCUAGGCUGACAUGAAUACUGAGGAGAUGAGAAAUGUGGAUAUCAAGGAGGAGGAUCGUGAGUGGGAGUCCAUCCAAGCAGUACCAGAAAAUCUGAGCGUUAAGGGUGAGGAUUGUGAACUGGGAUCAGUGGCUAUAAAAGAAGAGACUGAGGAGAAGCCUUUCAUCCUCGACUUGCAGAAACGGGAAACAAAAGAUGACCACCUCCUAUCAGAGUCUGCCUUGGAGUUUGGGUGUCCAAGUGGUGCGGUAGUUGAAUCGGCCUCCUCUCGGAAUGGACACCAUUCUUUUGUGGGCCAGUGUGUCAAUGUGAAGUCUGAGUCCUUCAUAUCGGAGCAAGCUGGGUCUGAGGAAGUGCCAUCAAGGAGAACAUUGGAGGAUCAACCAUCAUCUGCAAGCCAUUGUAAAGAAAGUGAAAGUGUGACCGUACGUUUACAGAAAGGCGAGUUUGCCGUCGAACAUGGAGGAGACCUAAUAAGUACUAACGACUGUCGGAGGCAACAACAUUUAUACCAUGAUGUGAGUGAGGGCCUCAUGUGUGAUUUUAAAUGUAAUGGAAAUCAUUUCUGUAACCACGUUGAUGCUGCAAGAGAAGAUUUGCUGGGAAUAUCGGUCAAUGCUGAUCGUGUUAAUCCCAACUGUAAAGUAAAGAGGAUUGCGGUGGAAGGAAAGCCACGCUUGUGUCUCUUUGCAAUCCGUGACAUCUCUCCUGGAGAGGAAAUCACAUGUGAUUAUGGCAGUGGAGACUGGCCUUGGAGAUGUAAGGUGACCGAAAUGGAGAAUCCUCCAAAUGCAGGGAGUGCGGUGGAGUCCGUUAAGGAUGAACAUAAUUCAGCAAGUGGCUCGUCCUCCAUCAGGCAGGCUCUUCCUACUGCAAACAGGACUGUGGAGGUCAAUGAAAACAAAGUCGAGAAGCCUGAAUUAGCACAUUUCUCGUCAUGUGACAAGCAGGUGGACAUGGACGUGAGUGGAUCAGACUCUGACACGGUGGUCUCCGAUGAGAUGGAGAUUGAUUCUUCAGUGCCACGUGUACAGGGAAGCAAACGUAUUAUACUUGCAGAGAAGAAUCUUAAUCCCGAUGCCAGUUUGAUAAAUACCCUUGAAAGCACCAACCAGGAUUGUAUGCCUAUUUCUUUAAAUGAGAAUAGUUCCGAGUAUAGCAGUUCUGCCGAAGGUACGCCACCCCAAUGCAAAAGACCACGCAGGUGUUGGAAAGCUGAGAAGAAGCAUUCCUCUUCUGAUUCCACCCCUAAUAUUUGCAGCUCGGAGGAUGUAACCGAAUCUAAUACAGAACCACAAUCCCUUUCCGUCAAAGCUGUUUCCAAAAACUUACGCGGACAUAGACUAUACAAUAAGAAACAGUACUGCCUGUACUGUAGUAGGCCUGUUUUGAAAAUGGCCAGACAUUUAGAGCAAGUUCAUUCUGAAGAGAAGGAAGUUGUCGAAGCUCUACAAUUCCCAAAAAACUCCAAAGAGAGGAAGAAACAACUGGACCAUCUGAGAAACCGGGGCAAUUUUGCCCAUAACCAUGAAGUAAUCCAGAGUGGAAGUGGAGACCUUAUCCCAUGCAAACAACCCCAGAAACCAAUGGACUCCAAAGACUUCAUGCACUGUGCCAACUGCCAAGGACUCUUUGCAAGGAAGUUUCUUUGGUGCCAUAUGAAACGCUGUAAAUUAAAAACCUUAGAUGAAGCUGCAUCAAAACCAGGAAAGAACAGAGUGCAGUCCACGUGUGCGUUUGCAAGUCCUAUGCCACCUGGGGUUAGCUGUGGGUUAUGGAAGAUCUUGAGUGUUAUGGUGCAUGACGAGGUUCUACUGGCAAUAAAAUCGGACCCUUUCAUUAUACAGCUGGGCGAACACCUUUAUGGCAAGGUGGGGUCAGAUGCUAGCAAGCAUGAGUAUGUUCGGCAGAAAUUAAGGGAGGUCGGCAGACUACUGUGUGAAGCCAGAAAGAUGACUCCUCUGCGUACAAUGGAAGACUUUGUCAAUCCGUCAAAUUUUCUUCAUGUAGUUUGUUCUGUAAAGAACAUUUGUGGUUAUAAUGAAGGUACGUGCACCUUCAAAACUCCAUCCCUUGCACUAAAGCUUGGUCACAACUUACAGAAGAUAUCUUGUCUUGUGGAAAGUCAAGCAAUGAAGCAAAGCAACAGCACCAUGGCCAAGACUGCACGAAAUUUCAGACAGAUGUACGGAACAAGGUGGAGCAAAAUGAUUUCCUCAAAUGCCUUGAAGAUGCUACGAGACGCCACUUGGGAUGUGCCACAAGUCUUGCCCUUUACUGAAGAUGUUAGGAAGAUGCAUGUGUAUCUAGAUGAAAAGCAAGAGGAAUACUAUCAGAAGCUAAUGAAGGAAGCUUCCGGAAGUAACUGGAUAAUGCUUUCCAAGGUUACACUGGCUCAGGUGAUUUUGUUUAAUCAAAGACAAAAGGGUGAAGUUUCAGGGAUGCUGCUGUCCACAUUUUCUUGCAGGGAUAAAACCGUCUUGCACGAAGAUAACGCUCUAGUUCUCCCCGAGUUGGAGAAAAGACUUUACCAGCACUACACCCGCCUAGAAAUCCAAGGUAAGAAAGGAAGGAAAGUGCAAAUUCUACUCACUCCUGCAGUGCAGCGAGCAAUGGAUCUACUUGUAGACAAGAGGCAGAGCUGCGGAGUUUCCCGAGAGAACAUUUACAUGUUUGCAAGGCUAGCUGCACUGUCGCAUAUCCGAGGAUCUGACUGUAUCCGAGUGUUCGCAAAUGAAUGCGGAGCAAAAGAUCCCAACGCCUUGACGUCGGCUAAAUUUGGUAAGCAUGUGGCGACAUUGUCCAAAGUUCUCACCUUAAGUGAUGCGCAACUGGACCAGUUAGCUGACUUCCUGGGACAUGACGUACGAGUUUGCCAACAAUAUUAUCGUCUUCCAGAAGGAACAUUACACCUGGCUAGAAUAAGUAAAUUGCUGAUGGCUCUCGAAAAAGGAAAGCUAGGAGAGUUCAAAGGAAAGAAAAUGGAGGAUAUUAACAUUGAUCCCGAUGAUCUCCUUCAAGUACAUAGUGACCAUUCGGGAAGUGAGGAUGAGUUGGGAGAUGACGAGGAAAACCGAGGUCUUGACAAAUCAAAGAGGAGAAAAUGCUGUAAACCUUAUAAAAAUGUCCAAAAGAGAAAAUGGGACGACUCUGAGGUGAAAGCCGUCGAGAAGCACUUGGGAAAGUUCAUCCGCACGUGCAAAGUGCCAGGAAAGAAGGAAUGCGAGCGAUGUCUGACGGCUGAGCCCGAGGUAUUGAGAACCCGAGACUGGAGGGGCGUCAAGUUUUUUGUUAAGAACAGAAUUACUGCAUUAAGGAAGAAACUCUGAAACAAACGAAGCUCUGUGAUCGGUAUUUGUAUGCAGCGCCCUGACGAGUGUUUGGAUUUACUGGACGUAGUAUUUCAAGAGUUGCAGGUUUCGGUUUUUCAGUUUUUUGAGGAUUUCGAUUUGCUACGUAACACGAGGGCUGCUUAGUCAGUUUUUGUGAUGAUCAGUGUAUUAAGAAUUUAAGGUAAUACCAAAAGCAGAAUUUCUUUUCGAGUACUACAUAUUCUAUAGUUCCUUGGGAUCUUCUGCCUGUUCCUUGGUCCAAACCUGGGUCCAUGGCGUCCCUCCCACAGGGUCUGUACUAGUUGAACUGAAGGAGAAUCCUUUACCAUUCUUGUUGUCCACACAAGCCGCUUGUUAUACGGUGUUGUUCUAAUGUUUUCCAAGUAUAUAAACUGACAUUUAAGCUUCCUUUUGCAAAAGCAAGCUGUUGCUGAAACAAAAAUGUCAUUCCUUUGGAAUUUUGCUCAUUUUUAGGCUCAGACCCUGCUCUCUGGCAUUGCAGUACUUGGAGCUUUACUGGCUGAACUAAAGGAAUCCAACACCCCUGUUAUGCACUCCAUUGGUUUGUACAACAUUGUACAGUGACAAGUUGUUGCCCUGCUUGCUGUCAAGGGGUCAGCCAGGGUGGUCCUGUCCAAGAUUAUCCAAUCCACUCCUGGCUUCAGUGUCAUGAUCUCUGGUUUCCUUGAAGUUUCUACCUUUACCAAGAAUUGAACCCGUCUCUUUGACAUUGCACAAGACCUUUGUGAUGGAAUGUCAGAUGCCCAGGCUUCAAACCUUGGAAUGGUCAGAAACCUCAUGGAACCCUGAUAUCAUUCUAUUGGUUUCAGCAAUGUUGGUGGAUACCCCAGGAUGGGUACUGGGUUGCCUGACUACUUGAGGGGACGUAAUAUGACAAGUUGCCAUUGUAUAAUGAUGUGUGACCAGUAGGGGGCACCACAGAGCCCCUCAAACACACAAACACAAGCUCCAGGUUCAAAUUUAUUUUAACAAAUUGCUUCACCAAAGAAUGCUUUGUAUAGCUAACAGAAACUCUGUUCUCUUCUCUUCCUCUCCUUCCAUUCCUCCAGUUGAGCUUCAUCCUCCACCUCCCCAUUCUGACUUCUGGAGGUGAGGCAUUGGAGCCCCAUUUCUGCCAGAGCUGAGAGUACUUACAGUGUUACAGCAGUGCAUGUUGGGGAGCACCUCCGGGUCAGGCGGGAGUUUCUUAAAGUAAGGAGCAGUCCGUCCCUGCAGCACCCAUGAAUCCCAACAGGCCCGUCUCAUGGGACUACACUUCCCAACCUGCCCUGCGGGUAUCCGUGCAGGCACCCCACUCUCCUACUGUCCCUCCAUUAUACUGGCCUCUUGACUGGGCACCUUGAACCAUCCUGCCGGUCCACCAGCUCAUGCUUUGUGUCCAUAACACAGGGAUGUUGGGUUCUCCCUUAGUUUAGCCAUAAACUCCAGUAGUACGAUGCCACAGACCUCGAUUUGAUCCAAGAUACAAGCAGAAUCAGCCUGAAAUGGGUCGAUUAGACAUCCGUCUUCAUAGUUGUUCGUUUGUAAAAGUUUAAUGCUGGAGAAAUUUUACAAUUGUGGAAAAGUAUCUGGAACUACUAGAAGUUCUGCCUCCUUUGUGUAAAUACUUUUUUUUUUCUUUCUUAAAUAUCUACCUCAUUUGUGUAAAUAGAAAUGUGAAAAAUAUCCUAUUUGUUAAUAAAUUUUUUUUUUGCUUUGUGUGAAUUUUUGCAUUAGGAAAUAAACAUUUAAAUUGCAUAUACCUGGGCGUCGUUGUCCGUGGCCCUGUGCGAAUUCUAAAUAAAUCGUCGCGCCCCAAAAAGCGUAGGCACGGGUGGACGCAGCCGUGCGUUUCCUUCCGCGGCUAACGCGCAGAGGCGGGCGGAUCAGUCGGGUAACUCGGUGAUGCCGCGGAGGAAGCAUCUCGUCGUCAUUGUGCUGAAUCAGACAGGCAAUAGAAGAGGAGCCUGCACGGCAGAGACGAGGAGACAGACAGACGCAAAGAAAAAGAAAGAAUAGAGCCGUGAGAGCAGCCAGUGAGUGCGCGUGCGCGAGAGAGAGGCUGUGAGGCAGCACGGGGUUGGUGCCGCGAAGGACGAGCGCUUUAGAGGCGCUCCUCCCCACUGAGUAUUUGUAGAAAAGCGAGAGCGAAAAGGCAGCCAAGAAGCUCGUUUGAUUGACCCGAUUACGACUGUGUUGGUUUUAUUCUCGCUUUAAAUCCUGGAUUUUUUUUCUCAUGGUCUAUCACCGUUACUUUUAAGGAUUUAUUUAUUAUGGACAUUUUGAACACUUUGGUUUUUUUGGAAUUUUAAUAAAAUCGUUUUUUUUACACCUACCGUCCAUUCUUUGCGAGGUGAGACCCCCUCCGCUGCCCGGCUAUAUACAGUUACGGUAUCGACAGUGGCGGCUUCUAGAAUCUCCCAAACAAAAGUGGGAGCAUGGAGCUAACCUGCAACCUCUCAAUACCUGCCAUCAGGUGUAUACCCGGGGGUUUGUGGUGUGUUUGACCGGUGCCACCUGUGGUGAACUCUUGUUGCAAAAACCAAUAAUCCAGUUUAGAAAACCUUUAAAAAGGAAAAAAAAAAAUCAAACCGUUGUAAGAGCCGGAAAAACUCGAUUUGUUUCUUCUAUGUGCUAAUUGAAGUUCAAGUCCAUAAUCUUCCAAUAUAUUGAAGCAUCUGGAGAAGAGUGCCCAUUUUGUGCCAUCGGUUUCCGCAAUGACUCUGUGGUGCUGGACAGAUUUAUUGAUUUAUUUUGGUUUAUUUUAUUUAUUUUUUUUACACCUGCAGGUGGUGGUGUUCAGCUGAAGUUGUCAUAGUGCGGUAAACUGAACAAGGAAAGUGGUAACGUUUCAGUAGCAGUAGAGGUUCCUGUUUUAACUUAUAUAUAUAAUUUAUUACAAGGUGAGCCAAAAAAUGAAGUACCACCUUUCUCAAGGUCAUUGCGUGAGGUAGAGGCGGCUGAGUGGGAAUGGGGGCGUCCUUUUUAGGCGACCCCUUGUAGUUUCCAGUUGGCACACGCCUUGGUCUGGUGCGCACCAUGCUUUUGUGGCAGAGCUUCUUCCCAUUACAGCGCUGCUUUGCUUACUGCAGAACUCCUCUCAAUAUGUUUCACUACCGGGAUGUCCUGCGUCUUAUGUGUUCAGUUGAUACGCGUGUUCUGUUUUUGCAUUUAGACCAUGGAAAUCUGUCUGUGCCCGAUUAAUCACUCGAAAGCCACACCACAAAGCGGAUCAUUUUCAGUUAACUUCUAGCAUGGGCUUUAGGGGGUUCCCACACCUUAUCUUUAUUCUGCACAUGAUUUUAGUAAUUUGUUUCCAUCUUUAUGCCCAUUGCCCUUAUUUUCAUCUACUUCUGGUUAUGAAAGAUAAAACGUCUUAAACUCCCCCCCCCCUCUGGGUAUGGACACUACCCACCCCUCCCUCCACAAUCUGUUCACGACUCUCAUCCAUUUGCCACUUUUAUGAUUGAAGACUCUGCGUAACCCAAGUGCAGAGAUCACGUGACCCAGACACUAUGCCACUGCAGAAGGUCGUGUUGGUCCCCUUAGUGGGCUCAAAUAUCACUAGGAUGACCCUGCCAGAGUUUAUCAUCUCUUGAAGAUCAGAAAGGUAUUGCCCGCUGAAGCCCUUGUGGCUGUGUGUCCAUCCGCAAACAACUGGGGCCUCAUCCAUAAGGCCGUGUGUAGAAUUCACACUAAAACAUGGCGUAAGGACAAAAUGUGCGUACGCAUAAAAAAAUCCAGCUAC
Messenger RNA from Polypterus senegalus (gray bichir), 7365 nucleotides. RefSeq lists its product as uncharacterized. The record is from RefSeq and is a predicted model, not a curated record. Gene Ontology annotation, molecular function: protein binding. The transcript has 10 exons. The coding region runs from base 297 to 3614 and encodes 1105 amino acids. NCBI's taxonomy places the organism in Eukaryota, Metazoa, Chordata, Cladistia, Polypteriformes, Polypteridae.